CUCUCUCUCUCUCUCUCUCUCUCUUCAGACACUCUGCCACACUCUUUCCUUCUAAGUCCUGUCCUCACCAGCUCUUUUCUUUCUCCUCCGCACACACAUCCCUACAUCACUCACAGUUCCAUUAGCCUCACUCUACUCUCUUUCCCUCCCUCCCUUCCUGCUCUCUCUGUCUGUCCUCCUUUCUUUCUUUCUUUUUUUUUGGUCUUCUGCCUUUAGUGUUCUGCGGGAUGGGUUGUGGGAAUUCCACAGCAACCAGCACAGCCGGAGGUCGGCUGGAGGCUGCCAGAGAUGAAACCGAUGAUCCUCUUCCAGAGGAUGAGAAGAGGAAGAACUAUGGAGGAGUCUAUGUGGGCCUACCUGCUGACCUCUGCAAUGUGACUGCAGCCCAAACUCCCUCCAUGCACAAAGGUCUGUCCUGUGGAGCUUCAGAUGAAGAAGUGCUGCGUCGUGACAUCAGCAUGGAAACCACUCACUGACUGAACAGGACACAAUAACCAACACUACAAGCCAAUCAUCUCUUCUCCUUUAUCCUUUAUCGAGGGACUGAUAUAGGACCAGACCAUGUACGGUCAAAGGGCAGGUUGAGAUGCAGAACUGAAUGAAUGGAACCAGGGUUUUUCUCCAGUUACUGAUCCUUGUUUUGAGGAAACCUCAUCUCUAAGCUGAGAUCAGGCUUACUAAAGGCCAAACUAUUUUGUAUCUGAGAGCAAUGCCCUCAUAAGUGGGUUCCACGUGGACAGGGGCUCUGUGUGGGUUUCUACUUGUUUUGUUACUGGGACAACAUUUUUUAAAGAAGGGACCAAACUAAGACAGAUCUAAAUGUAUUUUAACUUAAUGUAUAUUGAAGGAUUGAAGUAAUCUGCAUGGAAAGUCCUACCAACUUUGUCUGCGGAUUUCAACCAGGUGCGGCUGACCACCUGAUACACUUAAUUUUGAACCGUCUGGGUUCUCCUGUGUUGGAUAUAUACUUAAUUUCUUCAGGACUUCACCAUCCCAUACACUGCCUGCCUCCGCCUGGGUAAUAUAGGGUGUUUUCACUGCCACUGCUUUCUUCAGGGGAAAACAAACUUUGUAACUAGGACAGAGUCGACACACUUCAACUUCAGGUCACCAUGUGCACUCAGCUCUCCCUUGUGGAAUUGUAGACACUGUGUGUUUAAGUGUGUGUUUGAGAGUGAGAUAAAAAGGAAAGUGAAAGUUUGGCUUAGAGUGAAAGUGAUGAACAGAGUUGAGAGUGGAUUCACAUGAGCUUUCUGAAAAGGGUCACCAAGUGUCAUCUCUGCUUCACUCUGAUCUAAAAGGACUCGCCCACAUUCCUCCUCAGUGCUCUUAAAGCAACAGCUCCAUCAACAGCAUCAUUACUUUCAGGUAACAGGGCUAUAGUGUUUUGAUUAGUCAUACGGUUAAAACAUUUUCUUAUGUUGUGUAUUGUUCCAUUUAGAGGUGCAUAAACAAUGUUAGAUCACGUCAAGAAAUGUAUUACUGCCAGAACUCAGUGAGAAACAGUAUUUUAACAUUAUAUGCAGGGCAGUAUCAGCAUUACUCGACAUACUCUGCCCAGCACAUUUUAGAAAAUUCCCUGCUUUAACACACCCACAACAACUACAACUGAAAGGGCUUGAUAAUGUUAAAUAUUAAUUAAAUCAGGUGUGUAGGAACAAGGGAAAGCCAUACAUUUGCAGGACAGGGGGGCAUUAGGACCAGGACCAGGAAUGAGGAACCCUGCUGAGUGAAUUUAUGCAUACUGGAUUAUAAGGCGCACUAUCAAUAAACGUCUAUUUUCUAGUCUAUUUUCAUACAUAAGGCACACUAAAUUAUAAGGCGCUUCAUGCGACACUAGUAAGGAAAAGGGGUGUUACCAAGUUUUCCUUCUAAUUCAGCAGGUUUUGCUGCUGGGUGGAGCCUUAUAGUGUGAAAAAUACAGUACAUAAAAAAGCAUACCAAAUAUUCAAAAAAGUCCAAAAGCUUUUUAAAUCAAACAUUAAAUCUAUGUUACAUACAGACAGACAACAUAAAAGCACAUCAGACACACCAUAUGACUUAACAGUGUCUUGAAGUUGACUUACAUAUUGUAUUUAUGUAUUUGUUUAAUUGGCAUGACGACCAUUUACCAGGCUGCAGGGUUUUCAAACCUUAUCCACAAAGGGCUUAGCUUCUAAACAGCUAGCAACACAUCUGAUUCCAC
Astyanax mexicanus (Mexican tetra) is the source of this 2185-nucleotide messenger RNA. Its product is annotated as overexpressed in colon carcinoma 1 protein homolog. The coding region runs from base 228 to 476 and encodes 82 amino acids. The record is from RefSeq and is a predicted model, not a curated record. The transcript is spliced from 4 exons. NCBI's taxonomy places the organism in Eukaryota, Metazoa, Chordata, Actinopteri, Characiformes, Acestrorhamphidae.